AUGACGAAUGAGUACGAAACUCCACUGGAAGAAAACAAUCGGUCUAAGGUUGAAAAUCACCAUGUUGGUAACGAUUCUAUGAUGGUUUUUACUGAUGAAGGAACCUUGUUCGUGGUUGGCUAUAUGCAAGAACAAAUGGUUAAUCGAAUAUUGAUUGAUGAGGGAUCAACGGUCAAAAUCUUGCCUCUCCGAACGCUUAAAGAUUUAGGAAUGUCUACUGAAGAACUUGGUAACAGUCUAUUGAUGAUUCAAGGCUUUAAUCAAGGUGGGGAAAGAGCUCUCGGCAUCAUAAGACCGUGCUUGGUGAUGAUAAACCUCGACGACGCCGAGCGCGCAGCGCUCGACAAACCCCUCGCCUUCUCAUCCCUACUCUCCCUGCAGAACACCAUCCUCGAGUACCGCCAGAGGCUCGCCGACCAGCUGGCCGAGUCGACCUGCCAGGCCUCCACCACCGGUCCCGAGCUUCGGUCUGCGGCCGAGACGCUGACGGGUCUGGUUGAGAGGGUGGUGAUUGCGGGGCCCGCGGCGUCGGGGUGCCUGAGGGCGGUGGCGGAGUGCGUGCACGUCUGUCUUGGACACUGCGCGCUGUUGGAGUAUCGUGGGCUGGCGCUAUGCCCGACGCUGCUGAGGGUGUUCAGGCCGUUUAUGGAUCAAGCGCUGGCUGCAGGGCUCAAGAAGAUCGAUAUGUGCACGGCUGCUGUUGCCGUGCUGGACGACUGGGUGUUGAGCUUCCCGGCGGUGGGAAGCGUUGUGGCGACGCAGCAUAAGCUGUCUAGCAGUGCUCAUCGGUUCACUUCGAUGGUUCAGGAGCUCUGUGAAGACAUCGGCUCCCUAGACAUCAUGCAGCUAUCCGAGCAUGCCCUUGAGGGUGUCCUCCAAUCGUUCGGCUCUUACGUCAGCACCAUGAUCAACGCAUUCUCAGCCUCGUUUGAGAUCGAGAAUCUAGAAGGUUCUGGAAGAAAAAUAGUCAAACUUGCUGAGACAGAGACCCAGCAGAUUGCCCUGCUAGCAAACGCUCUAUCCCUGGCAGACGAACUCUUACCACGUGCGGCCAUUAAGCUCUCAUCCUUCGCCAGAAAUGACGAGAAGGGCUUGAAGCAGAGGGAGCUGAAGAGAAGGCUUCAGAGGCUGGUGGAGCAGCUGAGGGACAGCUUUUGCCGCCAGCAUGCGCUCGACAUCUCAUAUUCACUGAAGAUGGUGGGGUUCGUUUGA
Messenger RNA from Striga asiatica, 1212 nucleotides. Lineage: Eukaryota; Viridiplantae; Streptophyta; Magnoliopsida; Lamiales; Orobanchaceae. The record is from the annotation of a GenBank genome assembly.